GCCUCAAUACAGAAGUGAACUCACAACUUGGGGGAAUGCACAUAUCCACAUGCAAAGAAAAUCUCUUCCAGAAUACACUUGCUGAUAAGUCCAGAUGAAAGAACACAACUUCUCCGCGGUGACCGAAUUCAUCCUGCUGGGCAUCACAGACCGUCCCGAGCUGCAGGCUCCACUGUUUGUGCUGUUCCUCGUCGUCUACCUGACCUCGCUGGUGGGCAACGUGGGUAUGAUCGUGCUCACCCAGGUGGACUCUGGGCUGCAAACACCCAUGUACUUUUUUCUCAGACACCUGGCUCUCACUGAUCUUGGUUAUUCCACAACUGUGGGACCCAAAAUGCUGGCAACCUUUGUGUUGGAACAAAAUACAAUCUCCUAUCAUUUCUGUGCUGCACAGCUGGCUUUCUUUCUUGUUUUUAUUGGUAGUGAGCUUUUUAUUCUGUCUGCCAUGUCCUAUGACCGCUAUGUGGCCAUCUGUAAGCCUCUGUUCUACACCGUCGUCAUGUCCCCGAGAGUAUGUUGGGUUCUAGUGGCGGUUCCCUAUCUCUACUGCACAUUUUUGUCCCUCCUCAUUUCCAUAAAGAUUUUUACUUUGCCCUUCUGUGGAUCCAAUGUCAUCAGUCAUUUCUACUGUGACUGUAUCCCCUUGAUAUCUUUGCUCUGCUCAAAUACACACGAAGUUGAAUUGAUAAUCAUGGCAUUUGCAGCUUUUGAUCUGAUUUCCUCUCUUCUGGUGGUCCUCGUGUCCUACCUGCUCAUCCUCGUAACCAUUCUGAGGAUGAACUCUGCGGAGGGCAGGCGCAAGGCCUUCUCCACCUGCGGGUCCCACCUGACCGUGGUCACAGUGUUCUACGGGACUUUGAUAUUCAUGUACGUGCAGCCCAAGUCCAGUCACUCCAAAGACACUGAUAAAAUGUCUUCUAUAUUUUAUACUUUGAUUAUUCCAAUGAUGAAUCCCUUGAUCUACAGCUUGAGGAACAAAAAUGUGAAACAUGCCAUACAAAAGACAUGGAAAAAGCUAUCCGGUGUCUUUCCUUAA
This is a messenger RNA of Chinchilla lanigera (long-tailed chinchilla), 1036 nucleotides long. Its product is annotated as olfactory receptor 8K3-like. Gene Ontology annotation, cellular component: membrane. The record is from RefSeq and is a predicted model, not a curated record. Gene Ontology annotation, biological process: sensory perception of smell; G protein-coupled receptor signaling pathway. Bases 95 to 1036 code for a protein of 313 amino acids. Gene Ontology annotation, molecular function: odorant binding; olfactory receptor activity; G protein-coupled receptor activity. The transcript has 2 exons. Lineage: Eukaryota; Metazoa; Chordata; Mammalia; Rodentia; Chinchillidae.